AAUAGGAAACGAGACAGGCAGGGGAAUAGAUCCAACUCUCCUACUACAGCAGCAGCCACCCAACUACUCCCCUAAAAUCCACCCACUGCAGCCAUCGAAAGGCCACAAAAUGGCUCCACUCACUUUCCAGAAUGAAAGGCAAACGGUAAUGUAUCAGUAGGAGGGAGAGCCGCGCUGUGAUCAUCGUGUGUCCGUGAAGAUGAUGGAGAGACCGGGCACAGACAAGGAGGGCACCCGCGAUGUUGCACCGUCCCCUGCACGGCAAGACGCAGCGGAGCCAGAGAGAACUGUGGAGAUGAGUGGUGCGGUGAAAGAAGGGGCGGCCCUCAACCCCCCCUCUCGAGCUGUCCCGGUGAUUGAGCUGCUCAGGAGGGGGGAGGGAUCGGGGAAUAUAAAGGCCAGAGAGCUGAGACUGCAGAGCAUCAGGACCACUGAGCUGUGCAGAGCAACAGAACUGUGCAGAGCCCCACUCACCCCAACUACAGACCUGUGCCGACCUCCACUUACCCCGGCUGCUGAACUCUGCGGAGCAUCACUGACUCCAGCUGCAGAGCUGUGCACAACCCCAAGCUCCGUCACUCAACCGCCUCUCACUGUUACCACUGAGCUCUGCAGACCCCCGACCCUCUUGCCCAGCACCGGACCCCCAGCUGAACAAGCUCUAGAAGCCCGGAUGGUGCAGCUGAGUCCCACGGCUUCCCUCCCAUUGCAGGCAGCGGGCAGAACCAUGCUGUAUGGACUCAACCAGCCUCUGGCUUCGGCUAACAGUGGCUACUUUGAUGACUCAGAAACCUUCCCCAUGUACACCAGCAAUUCCAGAGCUAAGCGAAGACUUGGUCCCUAUGAAGUGGAAAUCACUGAAGGUCACCAAACAAAAGUGGUCAGACGCAUCUUUACCAACAGCCGAGAGAGGUGGAGGCAGCAGAACGUAAAUGGCGCAUUUGCUGAACUUCGCAGACUCAUCCCGACUCACCCACCAGACAAGAAACUCAGCAAGAAUGAAAUCCUUCGACUGGCAAUGAAAUACAUCAACUUUCUGGCCAAACUUCUCGAUGACCAAGAAGAAGAAGGCAACCAAAGGAAUAAAGGAAAUAAAAAUAAUGGAAUGGUUCACCAAGAACUGCUUCAAGAUAUGCUUUCUCCGAACUCUAGCUGUGGAAGUUCUUUAGACGGUGCACCGAGCCCUGAUAGUUAUUCAGAGGAACAUGAUACAUUGGACUCCAAGCACAACAGAAAUCUCCAUCAGGCCAUGCUCCCUGUAGAUGGCAAUGGACAGCAAUGAUUAAAUGAAGAUCAGCAUCAUUCCCAAUAGUUCCUCAUGGGUAUUGACUAUGACCCACUGGGCGUGGACCAGUGUUUUAUUGGUAUUGAUGCAUACUUUUGGGAUGAAGACAAUAUAUGAAUCUUUAAGGUACUUUAUUUAUAAUAAAAAAACAACAAUCAUCUUUAUAAUGUACAGACCAUCCCUUCAAUGCAACAAAAUCCAGUGUGCAAGAGGACUCUCAUGUUUAUAGAUAAGGUAUAAUGUAUUCCAGUGCAAGAAAGGUUCCUUCUAUGUAAUGCAACAUGUCGCUGCUUGAUAGCUAUCUGCACAUCGGAUACAAUGUCAACCCAGUUAAACAUAUAGCAUAAUCAUUUUUAUUGACAGAGCCUCAAGGUUGGAUUUUGGAACCAUUGAAAAAAAAAAACCCAAGCAGAAAUAUUUUUACUUGGUACCUGUUUAAGAGAAGGUACAUAUACAUACAUUUAUUUUGCAAUUGUUGUGUUCACAUCAGUAUUAUUUAAAAAAACAAAAAACAUUUGUCACAGUAUCUAUUAUUUGCAAGUUGUGGUUAAAAUCGACAUUUAUAAUGUAACAACUUUUAUAUUUUAACCGCAUUUGAAACUAAUGCAGUGUUAUGUUACAGAAUAUAAGUGUUCUCCAUUGACUUUGUAAAUGGCAGUGACUUUUUUUUAUUUUUAUCCUGAACAAAGUCUCAUUAUUCACAAGAUCCUGCAUUCAUUAGUCCAUGUUUAGUGCCAAAGACUCUAAAUCGAUGCUAUUAGUUGCCAUUUUGAGUGCAUAAAGAAGUAGCCCUUCUAUGGAUCAAAAUGUUAUUUGAAGUAUUAGUGUUGUUGUGUGGCCCUAUCCUUCUUACAAGGCAUUGCCCCAAGGUCCUAUAUGUUAAUGUUCAACAUCUUAGAUCACCUUCCUCCAAACAUCAUUCUUAGUUUCACUCAAUGAUUACUAACUUCUUCUAGUGUUUAAUGCUACAAAAGACUAAUCAAAAUGUUUCCACACCUCAACAGACCUACAACGACCAAGUAAAGAAUAUUAUCUUUAUAAAAAGAGUUAAUUUAUUUCCUGCUACUCCAUUACCAUGGAGUAGUUUAUAUUCUGCUAAUCAUAUGACUUGCAUAUUAGCAAAUUUAAUUACAUGAAGCUAUUCUACAGUCAUUAAAUCAGAAAAUAAUGUAUGAAAGUCUCUCCAAAAGUCAAUGCACUCAAGUGUCAGCAUAAAGCGAUCUUCUUAGCUUGCUGGACAAUUGUAGUAGUUACUGCAAACAUAUUCAAUCACUAUGUGAAAAUGUAUAGUAUUUUUGUCAAUAUUCCAUUAACAGUUUGCCUCCUGGUUUAUUAAUUUAGGAAGGUUAGACAUAGGGGGUUUAUGGCAAAGGGGGAUUUUCAUUGGAAUGUAACCGCCACUGUUUUCUACUUGUGCCCUGUGCCAUAGGCAUAUAAUUAAAUUUAUUAUUUUCUUAUUGAGCAAGCCUCAGCAGGAAUUCUAUGGAAUGGAAUUCUAGUGGGUAGCAUUGUUUCAGAAACCCUUAUUUUUUUUUAUUUUUUUGAGGGCAAAACAGAGUUAUAAUUUUGCUUUGCCAGCCAUGGACCAGCAACACCACAGUGUCUGAAGAGUGAUUGGCUGAGAGCUCAUUCACAUGAGAAUUCUGAUUAUUUAUGGCACUUCACUGACAAUAAACAGAAACCCAUUUCAUUGUGACAUAAUGGGCACCUUUUGCUCUUGUACAUACAGGUAGUCUUUGGUCAUGCAAUAAAAAAGGUACACUGACCUUAAUGGAUUUAUAAAAUAAUGAUUGCCUUGUUAUUAAUGCAGAUGAAUGUUUUGAGAUUUGCCUGGCUGUGUGCAGUUGGUAAAUUGAAAAGGUACAUAUAUUUCUUCUUUCGCUUACGCUAAAUCUUGAUGUUAAUGACAGCACUUUCCAUUAAUGUUGUACUGUUAGAGUAAGUCUUGAGUUUGGUUUCUGCAUUUUCUGCAGAACGUAAGUAACCAGGCCUGGUACCCAUUUAACCCUUCCUUUGCUCCAAAAGAAUGGGAAGGGUUAACUUUGUAAAGCCGUUUAGGCAAACAGUUAAUGCGCUAUUCAGAGAAAAAACAAUUUUUUUGUUAUAUAAUGUAAUAUUGAGAAAAUUCCUUAAUAAAAUAUCUGAAAAAUA
This is a messenger RNA of Xenopus laevis (African clawed frog), 3436 nucleotides long. RefSeq names its product T-cell acute lymphocytic leukemia 1 L homeolog (gene tal1.L). The transcript has 4 exons. Bases 200 to 1282 code for a protein of 360 amino acids. Gene Ontology annotation, biological process: regulation of transcription by RNA polymerase II. Lineage: Eukaryota; Metazoa; Chordata; Amphibia; Anura; Pipidae. Gene Ontology annotation, molecular function: protein dimerization activity; DNA-binding transcription factor activity, RNA polymerase II-specific; RNA polymerase II cis-regulatory region sequence-specific DNA binding. Gene Ontology annotation, cellular component: nucleus. The record is from RefSeq and is a predicted model, not a curated record.